Messenger RNA from Strongyloides ratti, 1398 nucleotides. Its product is annotated as XPC-binding domain and Ubiquitin-associated/translation elongation factor EF1B, N-terminal, eukaryote domain-containing protein. Lineage: Eukaryota; Metazoa; Nematoda; Chromadorea; Rhabditida; Strongyloididae. Gene Ontology annotation, biological process: proteasome-mediated ubiquitin-dependent protein catabolic process; nucleotide-excision repair. The record is from RefSeq and is a predicted model, not a curated record. The transcript is spliced from 3 exons. Gene Ontology annotation, molecular function: damaged DNA binding. The coding region runs from base 1 to 1398 and encodes 465 amino acids.
AUGACAGAAGUUGUUUUCCAAACAAUAAAUCGCCGAAAAAAGAAACUUUUUUUGGAUGGACCAACUGAGGUCAAUUCAAUCAAACAACAACUUAUGGAUUUAUUUGAUCCUAUAUCUGAAGGUGAGAUUAAUGGGAAAUUUGAUAAAGUUGAUCAUGGAUUAAUAUAUGCUGGGAAGUUAUACGAUGAUAAGGAUAUAGUAGGUGUUGAAAAAAAUGAUGAAACAGAUGAUGAAGAUAAUGUUCAAGAAGAGGAUGAUGGUCACAAUAGUGAAAGUGAUGGUGAAUCAAUGGAUAUUACUGAUCCUAAUUAUAAUGUUGAUGGUAUACAAGAUUUUUAUCAUGAGGUUUUAGAUGAGGAUGUUCAUAUGGAAGAUGCUGAACAUCAUGGUGAAAUAGUACGAGAAAUAUUUGCUUAUUCAAGUAGUACAGGUUCACAUAGUGAUGAAGAUAUGGCUGCUUUAAGUGAAAAUGAUAUAGAUAUUGGUGAUGGAGUUAUUACAACUGCUGAUGAAGAUGAUGAAGAUAAUGAGUCAAGUGAUGAAGAAACAGCUGUAGAUGGUGAAAGUGAUCAAUUAACAAACUCUGGAUUAGAUAGUUUAUCUUUAUCUGAAUUAAAUGAAACUGAAGAAGAUGGAAGUGAGGAGACAGGUUCAGAUAAUGAGGAUCUUCGUUCAGUUGAGAUACCAGAAAAUUAUCCUGAAGAAAAAGAUCCUACAAAUUCAACAAUGGCACAAACGAUAAGAUCUACAAUUGGACUUGGAUUUACAUCUACAGAAGUUAAAGCUUGUUUAGAAUAUUCAAAACAUGAUACUGAAUAUGCAUUAAAUAUUUUACUAGUUGGUUUUGAUGAUCUUAAAGAAGCUGAUUGGUGGGGUGUUGCUCCUUCAGCAGAAUGUAAUCCUAGUAAAAUAGAUAGUUUAUUGUCCGCUGAAUCCUUUCAAGAUUUAAGGUUACUCUUUCAAAGACAACCAUCAUUUUUAAAAUCUUAUCUUAAACGUAUCCAAAAAAUUCGUCCUGAAUUUAUUGAAACUGUAAAAAAAUAUGAAGAUAUAUUCAUUAAUUUAAUAAGUGUUCCAACAAGAUUACCACCAUCUGUAGAUGAUGAUAUGUUUGAUGAAAUGGAUGGAGUUCCUUUAAGUUCAAUGGUUAUGAAUACAUUUACCCGACAUGGGAACAAUGAUAUUCAUGCUAUUCAAAAUAUAAUUGAUGUAUUAAAUUCACCUGAAACUCAUUAUAAUGAUGCUAAUGCUACAAUUUCUGAAGCAGAUGAAGUUGUGAUUGAAAGAUUGAUGGAAUUUACAAGAAAACCUCGUGACGUUGUAAAAGUAGCAUAUCUUCGUGCGGAUAAAAAUGAACUAUUAGCAGCAAAUGUAUUGUUAGGAAUUGAUCCAUUUUAA